AUGUCGGGAAAUGAAAAUAGCAAAUAUUUAACAACUAAACGUGAUUAUAAUGAAACUGUAAAAGCUUAUAUUGAGAGGAUUAGUAAAAAUAAGAUAAUAAAUUUCAUCUGUUGGACUGAGAUUGAUGAAAAACUAGAAUAUAUUGAUACUGGUGGUUCUGGUGUUAUUACAAAGGCGAAAUGGAUAGAAAAGAACAUAACUGUUGUGUUGAAGGCAGUGGGAGUUUGCGAAGAAACAAAUUCAGAUAAUAAUGAGUUUAUUAAAGAGAUUAAGGCUUUUCAUAAUAUUGGUCUAGUACAUUCAAGUAUAACGAUUGAAAAAAAUAAAGAAAAAACAUCUCUCGUAGGAUAUAAAAAUGUAAUCAAAUUUUUUGGUGUAUCGAGCGACGAAUCAGUCCUUUACCUUAUACUUGAGUACGCAGAUCUCGGUAAUUUGCGUUAUUAUCUAAGCAAAAAUACUAUAAAUUGGGAACAGAAGGUCGAUAUUGCAAGACAGGUUACCGAUGGACUAUAUUUUUUACAUAAAAAUGAAAUUUUACAUCGUGACUUACAUACUAAAAAUGUGGUUAUCCAAAAAGAUGGAGAUGGUGUUAGAGUCAUUAUUACAGAUUUUGGACGUUCAAAAGUUCUUCCUCGUAAUAGCAAAUCAAAUCAGGAAAUUGGAGGAUGCGUACCAUUUGUAGCCCCUGAGAUUUUAAAUCAUAAUGCGGCACCUGAUUUCAAGUCUGAUAUAUAUAGCCUUGGUGUAGUUAUGUGGGAAAUCACAAGCAAUGGUCGACCUCCGUUUAAAAAAUGUAAUAUCAAUGCUACAAGAGUUGCACUUCUUCAACUUUCACUCAAAAUAAUAGAAGGAACUCGAGAAAACCCUAUAAUUGGGACCACUAUCUCUUAUGUUAAGCUCUAUACAAGUUGCUGGGAUGGGAAUUCUGAAUUGCGGCCGGAGAUUGAAGAGGUAUAUAAAUCAUUACAUCAAGAAGAGAUAAUAUCAGGUGAAAAAUGGAAAGAUUCAUCACAAAGUUGUAUUUCUGAUACUGAUAUCGGUCAAAUAAAAUCCAGUGAGAAAAAUUUAGAAUCUAAUAGGACCAAUGACGAAAAAAUUUUUAAUAAAAUUUCUGAGAUGUUUGGACGGCUUUCUACCGAAGAUCUUGAGAUGAUUGAACAAUUUUCUGUUGAUAAUCCUGGCGCAAUGCUUCGUUUAGUCCAAGCUGCUGCUGCUCAUCAAAAAAAAGUUUCCAGUUCAGAAACAAAUGGACAGUGA
Messenger RNA from Racocetra persica, 1257 nucleotides. Lineage: Eukaryota; Fungi; Glomeromycota; Glomeromycetes; Diversisporales; Gigasporaceae. The record is from the annotation of a GenBank genome assembly.